GAGUGUCGUUCAACAAACUCUCUCGAGGCCGAUCCCUUCUUGCAUAAGUGCCCUGACCUGCCUUCAGUCGUUCACUCUGGUUGACUGCCAAUUGACGGGGUCAAUUCCAUCCUCCCUCUUCACCCUGCACACACUCACCAAGCUGGAGCUUGACGGCAAUGAUCUCUCUGGCUCUAUCUCUGCCAGUAUCAGCAGAUUGACCAACCUUGAACACCUCUCAAUUCAGGGAAAUAUGCUGGAUGGCUCAAUGCCUGUGGGAAUGUCAUGCUUGAAGAAGCUCAAUCUCCUAAAACUUAGCCACAACGCCCUCUCAGGGCCUCUUCCCCAGUUCGUUUCAUCUCUCACCAACCUUUGCACCUUGUCAUUGGACUUCAACAGUUUCAGUGGAAACCUGCCUGACUCCCUAGCCCAGCUGCAAGGACUGACAAGCUUGCACCUGGAGUACAACAGGUUUCAGGGCAGCCUCCCAUCGACACUUGGAGCCCUGUCCCAGCUACGUGACCUGGUGCUAGGCAGCAAUGACUUCUCAGGCACAAUGCCAUCUUCGAUUGCAAAUCUCAAGAACCUACAAUUGCUUUCCCUUCAAAGCCUGCGCGUUCAUGGCCUUGUGCCUCUCGCUCUCAGCUCUCUGCAGAAGCUCCAGUACCUGGAUCUCACUUCCAUGUUGCUGUCAGGACCCUUGGCUCCCAUCGUGACUCCCAUGACAAGCCUCAAGGAGCUACUGGUGGGCUACAACCAGUUCACAGGAGAUGUGCCCAUCCCAGCGUCCAAGGCCCUGACACUUGUUGACGUUCAAGGCAACUACUUCUCGUCUGCCCCCAUCCGCCCUAAGAACUGUUCUGCUAUCAGCCUCAUGCUCUACGAUAACUGUCUGCACACCUCCCUGUGCGGGGUGAACCAUCCGCAGAGGAGCAAUGCGAGCUGUGCUGCAUUCUGUGGAGUGGGGCAGGGCGGGGUUCUGUGCAGUGGGCAUGGGUACUGCUUCUUGAAUGACAGCAGCAGCAUGGGGGAGUGUGUGUGCGAUGCGCACUACUCCACUCGCAAUGACCCACACACAUGCACAUACACUGUUGACCCCGUGCUGGCCUCCUCUGCCGCCACCCCCAUGGUGCUGAGUGGCUCGGCGCUGACCUCUGCUGAUGGCGCGCUGCUGCUGACCCCCAAGGCCAACGCCACCUGGGGCACGGCCUUCACAGCCGCGCCUCUCCCCCUCUUCUCCUACUUCAACACCAAGGCCACAUGCGGUUACCAGCUCGCCUUCAACGCAUCCCUUGCCUUCUCGCUCGACCCGGAAGCGGAGGCGGGCGGGGAUGGGCUCGUGUUUGUCGUCUCUGCCGCGCUGCCAGACCGGCUGGGAGGGGUGGGGAGGCGGAGUGUGGCGGUGGAGUUUGACUCGGUGCUGAGUGUGAAGCACAGCGACCCCAACGACAACCACGUGGGCGUCAAUGUGGGCGGCUCACCUGUGUCCCUCGCCUCUGCCACGGCCCCUCUCAUCCUCAACGACGCCCACACCAAGCACGCCUGGAUCCACUACGACCCCACCAGCGCCGGCACCCUCCGAGUCUUCCUCUCCUCCGACCCCCACCAGCCCCCCACCCCCAUCUUGCGCGCUCGUGUGUCACUCUGCUCCAUCCUGCAGCCCAAGGCGUCCACUGCUGCAUAUUACAUCGGCUUUACUGCGGCAUCCACGUCUGCUCCACAAGCACACUCCGUCCUCAACUGGACUUUCACUGCAGUCCUGCUCCUUGUGAUGCUUAUUAAUCCUUCUGCUAUCCGUGCCACUCCGCUCUCGUGGUUGGCUGCUGUGGGUGCAGAUGUUCCGCUUAACCCGCACUUUGAUCCUUCGGACCUGGCGUUGGGGUUUGUGUUGGACGAGGACUCCUUCUCAUCGCAGGGCUUCAACGCAGCCUUCCACUACGCCAGUGCGGGCUUCGACCCCGCGCAGGACAACAGCCCUGCCUGGACUCUCAAGUCCUUCAGCACCUGGGUCUUGCCUGAAUCCGCCUGGCCUGUCAAGAACCAACGGGGCUGCGGCGAUUGUUGGGCAUACGCAGUUGUGGCGGCGGUGGAGGCAGCCCACAGAAUUGCGAGCAACUCGCCGCGGCCCCCCGUGUUGUCGGUGGAGCAGCUUCGCCUCGCCCUCUCCUCCAACUGCGACGGUGGCUCGCCCACCAAGGCGCUGCAGUUCCUCCUCAACGCCACCGCCCAGGGCAAGGGCUUGGUGGAGCAUGCGGUGUACUCCCAGCAAAUGACCCUUCAAAGAAGAUCAUUGGCUAGCACCAAGUACUAUGGCAUCCGGGGCAUCGAGCGCACGGGGUUCUACGGGUGGUUUGGACUGAUGCUCGCGGUGCAGCGCCAGCCUGUUAUUGUGCACAUCGAGGCGUCCGCACCCUCCUUCCAAGACUACGAUGGGAGAGGCAAGUACGCGGACGAGGAGUGUUUCAGCAACCACCUGAACCACGUGGUGCUGGUGGUGGGCUACCUCUCCGCAGGCUCCGACCCCUCCACCUCUGUGCCGCCGCCCUUCUGGAUCAUCCGCAAUUCAUGGGGCACAGCGUGGGGCGACCAGGGCCACAUGCGCAUGGACAUUCGCAGUGGCGACGGCAUCUGCGGCAUCAACACUCUCCCGGGCCUCUUCCCCGUCGUCAGAAGCAGUGCUGAUCCGUGUGGGUCACGCUCCUUCCAGUACAGCACUCAAGGCCCUGUCUUCAACCCGUGUGGGCGGUAUAACUGCAGCAAGAAGGGCACCAGCAAUCGCUGCAAGUGCACUGACGCCCGCUUUGCUCAAGUCAAGAACACCGAUGGCUCGUACACCUGUGCCUAUGUGGACGUGUGUGGGUCCAGCAGUCGCAACCCGUGUGUGGUGGGCACGUGUGUGAACGAUGGCAAGGGCAGCUACUCCUGUGUGUGUCCGCCGGGGUUCAUCCAGGGCACCACCCUCGCCAACACCGCCUCCUGUGCUCCGGGGGAUGCAGGGGGGGUGUACACGGUGCAGCAGAGCAACGUGUGGUGCUCCCAUGUGCAUCCCAUAUUCGCCCUCACACUGGACCAGUUCACGCAGCAGAACAAGGGCAUCGUCUGCUCGGCUCCUCUGCGCCUCAACGCAACCCUGCUUGUCAACUCCACAGUGCAACCCUGCUCUGUCUUCUACACCACCUUGAUCGGCGACACGUGCACGGGGGUGGCACGGCAGGUGGAGCUGUGUGGGGCGGCGGCGUCGGAUGCGGAGUGUGAGGCGGCAUUUCAGGCGCUCAACCCCGCUGUCAACUGCUCCUCCCUCAGCCCCUCCCAGGCCGUGUGCCUGGAGAGGGACCCCGCCAAGGCGAAUGUGACGGUGGUGUGCGACCAGUACUACCGGGCGCGCCUCAGCGACACGUGCGACAGCAUCAGGCAGCUGGCGGAGCCUCCUCUCAGCCCCGUGGCCUUCUACCGCCUCAACCCCGGCGUCAACUGCAACCAGCUCAUCCCCCUCAAAAACUACUCCCACUCCACCACCACCUUUGGCGCUGAGGUGUGCAUUGGCAGCGUGACCAACUUCACAGCGGGUAUCUGUUCGAGGACCAGCACAUACACCAUCUCACCGGGGGAUGACUGCAAGUACAUCAACGUCAAGUACUUCUACAGCAUCAAGGGCUGCUACAGGCGAAUGAAUGGGUAUGAAUGUGUGGAUAAGUUAAGACCUGGGGUGAAGAUUUGCACGCCAAGUGCAAACAAGGCUCGAAUUGGGACUUGCAGCAUCUGA
Closterium sp. Yama58-4 is the source of this 3742-nucleotide messenger RNA. NCBI's taxonomy places the organism in Eukaryota, Viridiplantae, Streptophyta, Zygnematophyceae, Desmidiales, Closteriaceae. The record is from the annotation of a GenBank genome assembly.